AUGAGGCCUUUACUCUGCCUCUCCGCUUUCCUUUUUUCCUUGUGCCUACACGGCGCCGAAAGUGCCAUUGACCCCGGUUCUGCCCGGGUCCAACUCUUCCGUGCUGCGGGGUUGUAUUCAGCUCUGCUGCUGCAGAGCCUAGAUGUCGACUUCGAAAUCCUGGAGGCAGACGGACGCGCGGGCGGAAGAAUCUACACCCAUUUUUUUGAUCCGGAGGGUUGGAAAAAGUCGAAUCCCCAGGAAGCUGCGUAUUACAAUUACUAUGAUGCGGGUGCCAUGAGGAUUCCCAUUAUGCCCUACAUGGACCGAGUGAUCGGGACUCAAAACUGGUCCGUCGUCAGCUACGUGAACACGCACGUUAGUGACCGAGCUGAUGCAAUUGAUCUGAUUCCAUACGUCUUCUCCGCGAACAAUACAUUCCAAAUGUAUAAUAAUAUAUCUGUUCAUGCCAACGUGACUCCCUUUGCCGCAACAUUUCAUGUCCUAACAACUGAAGGCGGGAAUAUCCCACCCUCCGACUUCGCCGUUAUCAAUCCCGAUACGAUAUACAGCGAUGCGGUUGCCGAACUGGUGGAUGCACUACAGCAGAACAUCGAUCAAGGAUAUACUAAGCUCAUGGAAUUCGACCAGUUGUCCGUCCGGGCAUACCUUUUGCAGAAAGGCUUUACCAACGCGCAGAUCAACUGGUUGGAGACCAUUGAGGAAGGAACGUUGUCCUUUGAUAAAGCAUCCCUUGCCCAGGCAGUCAUCGAACAAUGGAUAUUCACGGCUGCUCCUCUUGAUUCUUGGGUCACAAUCAACGGCGGGUUUGAACGACUAAUCCAUGGGCUUCUUAAAGUUCUGCAUCACCUGCCGAAACUGCUCAACCGCGUGACCGCCAUCAAGCCCGGACGAGCAGAUUCCCUCACAGUUGUCGUGAACCAUACAGUUGAGCAUUCUUAUGACUACGUAAUCAGCUCAAUCCCGCUUGGAGCGACAAGGCUCCUCGACACGUCCACAUUGUCAGAUCUCAAUUACAAUACCACAAUGGCGUGGCGCGCUCUAGCCUACGAUGACGCAGGCAAAAUUGGCAUUUGGUUUAAGACUCGCUGGUGGGAAAACCCUGAUGUGUUGCCUGCUCCUUUCGUCGGCGGGGGAUCAUCCACAGACCCUCCAAUCCGACGCUGCGUGUACCCAUCCUAUGGGCUUGAUGUCCAAGAUGCUCCAGGGACAAUGAUCGCCAGCUAUACAUGGAGUCAAGAUGCUGCUCGACUAGCUGCCUUUUACCAAAGUGCAGAACAGGAAGAAUUCAUAACGCACGUUGUCUUGGAGGAUAUGGCACGUCUACAUAACGUAUCUAUAUCGUUCCUCCAGGACCAGCUAGUGGAAGCACAUCUGUGGGACUGGUAUGACCACCCAUACUCAAUCGGUGCUUAUGCUCUGUUUAACCCGCACAAUUUUCAGAUGUCCUCCCGCCCCUGA
Penicillium canescens is the source of this 1461-nucleotide messenger RNA. RefSeq names its product flavin monoamine oxidase family protein. Gene Ontology annotation, biological process: amino acid catabolic process. The record is from RefSeq and is a predicted model, not a curated record. Gene Ontology annotation, molecular function: polyamine oxidase activity; L-amino-acid oxidase activity. NCBI's taxonomy places the organism in Eukaryota, Fungi, Ascomycota, Eurotiomycetes, Eurotiales, Aspergillaceae. The transcript has 3 exons. The coding region runs from base 1 to 1461 and encodes 486 amino acids.